GCCGGACCUGCCACGUGCUAUCGAUAAGAAGAAGAGCCAGAAAUGGGUGGAAAGACAAAACAAGCGCCGCGCACGAAAAAUAAUGCAAAGCCCUCAAGCAGCAGUCGCACCGCCGAGCUGCUGGGCAGUUCCACGCCCAUUUUCGUGGGCUUCUCGGCGCAGUCGGAUGGCGGAGGCCUAGUGCCAUUUGCUCCGGGAUUCGUCAGCGCCGAGCAAAUGCCGGAUAGCUUCGACGCGGCCAUCAGUCCGCAGACGCAGAUUAUCCUGCGCAAGUUGUCCAAGAAAGACCCCAUGACCAAGAAGAAGGCGCUGCAGGAGCUGCACGAGUUGAUCGAACAGUCGGAUGUGGAGGCCCUGAAGAAUAUCCUUCCGCUGUGGCCCAAGUACUACCUGAACCUGGCCAGCGAUCCUGAGCACAACGUCCGGGAGCUGACGCAGACAGUGCUGCAGUUGCUCAUGGCCAAGUGCAAGAAGGCGAUGGCCCCGUACCUAAAGCUGCUCGUCCCCGUUUGGCUCGGCAGUCGCUUUGAUACCUACGCACCGGCGGCCAGCAUUGCCGGGCAAUCUUUUCGCGACACCUUCGCAGGCAACGCAAAUCGCACCAGGGAGGUGUGCCUGCACUGUCAGAUGGAGAUUCUGGAGUAUGCCACCCGCAACCUGACCUUCCACACAGCCGCCACCCUGUCGAUCGGUAAAAGUCUCACUCCGGAGGAGGCGGAACAGAAGUACCAGCGCGUGGUGAUCAGCAGCCUCAAGUUGUUGUCGUUCUUCAUGGAGCAAACUGCGCAGGCGGGGGAGAUCAGCCAGGUGAAGCAGGGUUUCGUCACCCUGGUGACGCACCAGAAGUUUUGGAGCUUCGCCAAGCACAAAGUGCCGCCCAUAAAGGCGGCCUGGUUUGAGUGCAUCUAUCACAUUCUGCAGUCAACUGCCCUUUUAGAGGUAAUCUCGCCUCAGAAGGCGCAAUUGACGACCCUGUGCUUCCAGUUUAUAGACGACGCUGAUCCUGUGGUGGCUCCACAUAUUUGGGGAUGUGUUUUGCUCAUACAAAGCAACUACGAGGAUUGGUUUGUUCCGCUUAACAUUCGAAAGGCUCUCGUUCCCAAACUUUCCUCCCUUCUCCGCAACGGUUUCAAUCGCAACGCCCAGGCCAUCUGCCCCAACUUACUCCCAUUCCUUUCUAAAAUUACACCAGCUUCCCUCCAAGACCUGGAUAUCUACGAUUUCUAUCAGCGCUUUUUCGAGGACAUGAAGGUGGCAGUCACGGAAAAAUUCGAUCCCCCGCUACCGAAAUCCGAUUGUACUGUAAUUCACAAUGCCUAUUUCGAGUGUCUGCGUUUCCUGUUGCAGCAGAUAAACAACAACAAAGAGCGAGAGCAGAAGGAGCAGGAAUUCGGAACUAAAUUGCUUCAAAGCAACGUACUCGAACCCAUUGGCUGGCUGCUGAAGAGCGAUAGUGCCCACGUGAAGAUCUUCUUCCAACACAGUUCUGCCCUGGUGGCCUUUUGGGAUCGGCAGAUUAACAAUAGAUUGGAUAAUGGUGGCCUGUAUGCCAAGUUGCUGAGUCAGUUCUGGACAAGCAUUUUUGAGCUGGUCACCCAGGAUCUGGCUGCCGAGGAGGUGAAUGAACAGCUGCUCUCACAUGUCCUGCUUUUAGUUCAGGAUCUGCAUAUGGCUAACCCUAGCCUGGAGACCCAGAGUGUGAAGUUUGUUGAGCAGCAAGAUGGAAAGGUGGAGAAAAGCGAGCCCACUACGCCAGUUAAAAAGGCUCAGGAAGCUGCGGCUUUCAUACAAAAGGAGCUGAAACAGUUGGUUGUGAAGUUAGUGAGAAUCUGUCUUGAUAAGGCUAAAAGCAGUGGGAGUGGAAGUUCAUCCUCGCGGUACAUUGAGCAAAUUCGCACCCUCACCAAAAUGUUUAACGAUGCAGCGUUCUACAAAAGUCUAACUGAUGUCGGAGAUUUGGAAGGAGCUCUCAACAAAUUGGUUUCAUUGUUGGGACAACUGGAAGAUGACGCUUGCGAGUCUGUGGUGGAGAUCGUGUUUGAGAUUUUGCCGUUGGUUGGGUCGGAGAAACGUUUUGAAUAUAUUGAAAAUACUCUCUUAAAGCUCUCACAACACCGCGUGCAGAACCUUUUGCUUCACCGUCUACUAUCUUAUCCGUUGUGCACCGAGCCCCCCGUGCGGCAGAUGCUCAGUGGUCCAGAAACGUGCGCCGUGAUUGCACGGAUUGCAGAGGAGGUUGUGGUGGACAAUGAUCGGGAAAAGCUGAACCUGCUUCACAAGUGCUUUUUCCAAACGGACACGGGGGACAUACUUAUUAAUGCUGAGACUGUGGAUAAAAUACUGCUGGCCAUGUCCGGGCCCCUGGGGCAGCCGGUUGUUAAUGACAUGGUGGAAGUGUGUGGCAGCUUUAUUGCCCAGAUAAUGCCUGUGAUUUGCAGCAACGACAACUCUUCGUUGCGCGUGCGCCAACAGAUCUUCCUUAACUUGUUCAAAUUUAGUUUGGAGCAUCGGCCGGAGGAUUAUUUGUCGGAGGAUACUCUGUGGGAAAUUACGACCUGCUGGCAGGACGCACUUUCUAGUAAAGACAUUGAGAUCAAUGAUGACAUGCUGAAGAGUUGUGCGGAAAUUGUUGAGAACUUGGCAAAUUCAGUGGAACUGAAGGCGGAUAAUUUGGACGGGAUGGCAGAGGCAAUGGCAAAGUUUGUCAUUUGCUCCACGGAAAAUAUUGAGGACGAGAAAAGGCGCUUGGAGCGCAUUGAUCAAACUAUAGCGGCUAUUCUGGAAUCCCCGCUAAAAACAUUCGAAAAGAUUCAGCAGUUUGAGAAUCAUUGCGUGCUUCUGGAAGCCUUGCACGGAUCUGUCAGUGCGGGAAUUCCCUUCGAAAGCGCGUCCAUGGCCAAGGAUAAAAUAUUACCAUUACUUCAACGUUCCACCCUUAACUUUUCAACCAUAUACAAACUUGUUUAUCAAUUCCCUCCAACACAAGACACAAACGAUCCCGAAGAUGAAUUGACCGAAGAUUACUGUGAUCCAAAUGCCGACGUGCUUAAAAUUUGGAACGAACCCUUGAUUGGUGAACUUUUACAGUGCAUUCGAGUCGCUGGGACCGCGGAGUGUUGGCUGGAAGUGUCAGAGCUGCAAUCGUCGUCGGAAGAAUUAGUGCUGAUCCUAUCGGAGAAGGUUCAAAGCUUUAUGGGCAAUAGCAGUGAUCUGGUUGGAAUAGUCAAGGAGCGUCUUCAGCAGGAUGCAGUGCAGCAGUCCAGCGUAAUCGGAUGUCGUCUACUGAGUUACUUUAUAUUCUGUCCUCAGUAUGCGGCUUUCGAAGAAAGUGCGUCCAUAUUGCUGCACGAAGAUCUCUCCGAAUCUUUGGUGACGCAAGGAGCCCUCAAGACCUACGUAAUGGCACUACAGUUUCUGCUGCCGAAGCUUUCUCAAAAAGCAAUCACUCUUAAUUCGGCCAUAAUGAGAACGGAACCACCUGAGAUUUGGGUGAAGGCAGCUGUUUUCCAUGCCCUACUGUUAAACAAUUUUGAAGCCGAGGUGAAUGAACAAACAGAUCGCAAUAUAAUUGCAUCAGCCGUGCAGUUUAUGACUAGCAUAGGGGAAAAGCAAGCCAGCCAAAAGGAUUUACUUCAUUACAAUGUGGAAAUACAAAAGCAACCCUAUGAAGCCGUUCUAAACACAGUAGAGUUUAUAAAACUUCUAACUCAAGUUUUGAAACGGUUUCCCUACGAGCUGAGCAUAAAGAACUGGGAUGCAAUUCGAAUUGGUCUUAGCUCUUGGAUUCUGUCUGUUUCUAAAUCCAUAGCUCAUUUCAAUGAUCCAAAGACUUCGCUUUUUGUUGUGGCUGUUUAUCAAUUGUUUGCCUCCUUGGUAGAAUUUAUACGCUCCGAGAAGCAGAAGAGUUCGACGGAGUUGCUCAAGAACAUGAUUGAUGAAUGGGACUCACUGUUUGCCAAGGAAGUAAAUGUAGUGCUCUUUAAGUCAUUUUAUCAGUUAACCCACGAGGCGACUGUGGAGCCAGGGUUUCAAGCGUGCUAUGAAACCUUGCUGGAACGUCUAGCGCCGACUCUAGAGCUCAUUGAUUACAGUUUUGUUUAUUCGUUCUGCAAGAUGAAUAGUAACAUCAGCUUGGACCACCUGUGUAAUUUCCUGUUCAAGCAGCUCUACAGUACUCAGCACUCAAUUCGAUUGAGUGCUGUAAAUUCUCUCCGCCAAUUAACACCACAUUUCGUGGCCGACGACAUAGAGUUGAAUGAGAAGCAGAGCGAAAGUCUGGACGCCGCAACCACGAUCUCCAAAUGGCACUUCCUCAAUCGUUUUGAGGACUACCUGACUCGCUACGACACCCUGAUCCGAAAAUACCUGGAAGAGUUCACCUUCAAGCUGGCAGAGUUGGAAGAUCUCGAACCCAUAAACAGACACGAUGCACUAAGCUACCUCUUCUUAUGGGACUGUAUCAUAAAUGCUUGCGCUAAAUCGCCGGUUGCAUUGCGAGCUGUCUACACCAAUUGGCUGAAUGAUAACAAAUAUGAAGAGAAUUUCCUACAUUUCCUCUUUCGCGCAAUGCCAGUGGACAUACUUAAGAAUCACGGGGCCAAGGUGCACAGCAACGGCGUUUACAAGGAGUUGACUUGGGCUCAGCUGAAGGAUCGUCAGCUGCCCCUGGAUCGAUAUGUCUGCCAUCUGUACACGGAGGUGCUACGAAAGCUGCCGGCGGUGGUGCGAAAAUGGUGGAACGCAACCCAGUCCAGGCAAAAGAACUUUGUGGACAACCUCACAACCAACUACGUGAGCUCGCUGAUUUGCAGCGAGGAGCUUAAGGCGAUCGCCAAUCGCAAGGAGAAGCACGAGAAUAUGCAGGUCACUGUUCACUCUUCCACACGCGAAGUGCUGGCGGUCUAUGCCAUCGAUGAGGCCCGCAUGGAACUGGUCAUAACACUGGCCCCUAAUUACCCGCUGGGAGCUGUAAAAGUCGAGUGCGGCAAGCAAAUUGGUGGACGGGCUUCCUCUCGAAAUGUGGGGAUGCAAUUGACCAUUUUCUUGACACACCAGAAUGGAACCAUUUACGAUGGCCUGACCAUGUGGAAGAACAAUCUAGACAAAAAGUUCGAGGGCGUAGAAGAGUGCUAUGUCUGCUAUACCGUUAUCCAUCAGGACACUUGUCAGCUGCCCAAGCUGACGUGCAAAACCUGCAAGAAGAAAUUCCAUGGACCUUGUUUGUAUAAAUGGUUCACCACAAGUAGCAAGUCCACCUGUCCCAUUUGCCGCAACGUCUUCUAGAUAUGUGUAUAAACAAAAUCAUUAGUUGAAAACAUGUAUUAAGCAAAACGCAAAACCAAACCCUUCGAUGUAGGCAUUAGUUUUUGGUCUCUCAAAUUGUAAAUCGGCAAUAAUAAUAAAUUCGUACAUGUUUUAUUGUUCUAUAUGAGAUGUUAA
Drosophila takahashii is the source of this 5439-nucleotide messenger RNA. RefSeq names its product E3 ubiquitin-protein ligase listerin (gene Ltn1). Gene Ontology annotation, cellular component: RQC complex; cytosol. Gene Ontology annotation, molecular function: ubiquitin protein ligase activity; ribosomal large subunit binding. Gene Ontology annotation, biological process: ribosome-associated ubiquitin-dependent protein catabolic process; rescue of stalled cytosolic ribosome. The record is from RefSeq and is a predicted model, not a curated record. Lineage: Eukaryota; Metazoa; Arthropoda; Insecta; Diptera; Drosophilidae.